AUGCUGGAGGUUAUUGGAUAUGUAGAUUUUCAACUUAUGCAAUGUUGUAUGAUUGCUGAUAUUAAGCAGAUGACAUCUACAAGUUCCGAAAGGCAGUUAUGCUAUGGACCUGAGGAUCCAUCACUACUCUUUCAUCAAGACGAACACAUUUCAGCCUCAUUGAUGGCUGAUGGCACAUCAAAUAUUUUCAGAGUUCGUCGGACGGAAACUAAGGUUUGGGCAGUGCCAAUACAUGAAAAUGUGAAGUAUUGGCUUGAUGUAUGGGGUUUCAAAGGCGUGUUGGAAUGUAAUAGGCCGAUGAGGAUGGACAAUGAGCUUAUCACUGCCCUUGUCGAGCGCUGGAGGCCUGAGACACACUCUUUCCACCUACCAGUUGGAGAAGCUACCGUAACCUUACAGGAUGUGCAAAGCCUGUGGGGUUUGAGAGCAGACGGGCGUGUUUUCACUGGCUAUGACUACCCUAUCGGAUAUGAAGAUUGGCCCAGCAAGUGUCGAGAUAUGUUGGGAUGGAUACCUGACGUAGACACAGAAACGAAGCAGGGCGGAUUGCUAAUGACAUCUCUGAUCCACCAAGCGACGCUACCUUUGGAUGAUGGGCUGCAUGAUUAUGCAUACAUCCAAAGGGCACGUAUACAUGCCCUGAUCUUGUUAGGAGGACUUAUUUUACCGGACACCACAGGGUGCAAGUUGGGGUAG
Molecule: messenger RNA, 696 nt
Organism: Salvia hispanica
Lineage: Eukaryota; Viridiplantae; Streptophyta; Magnoliopsida; Lamiales; Lamiaceae
Source: RefSeq, a predicted model, not a curated record